AUGGCUCACACAUCCUUCCCUUCGGACCUACCUGUCCCUCAGGAUGACGGCGCGUGUUCGCACUUGAGCGGGACACAGAUACCUUCCGUAUCCUUGUCUGCAACGUCAGGAGACUGGCUUGAUGUCUCAAUUUAUCCGGGCCUGACAAUCGUCUUCUGCUAUCCGCGUACCGGUGCACCUGGUGAAACAAUCACUGAAGAUUGGAACUCCAUACCAGGAGCACGAGGCUGCACACCUCAGGCGUGCAGCUUCCGCGACGAGAUGGCCAAACUACGCGACCUCGGCGCACAGCGUGUAUUUGGAUUGUCGACUCAGGACACUGCCUACCAAAAAGAGGCCAAGGACCGGCUGCAUUUACCCUACGAACUGCUUUCGGACGAGAACCUACACUUUGCCAAUGCCCUGAAACUACCCACUUUCAAAUGGCAAGAUAAGACACUGAUCAAAAGAUGCGCCCUCGCGAUCGAAGACGCAGUCAUCGUCAAAGUCUGGUACCCUGUUUUCCCUCCCGACAGCAGCGCGAAAGACGUAGUGGGAUGGCUUGCAGGCAGAAAAUAG
Molecule: messenger RNA, 558 nt
Organism: Alternaria ethzedia
Lineage: Eukaryota; Fungi; Ascomycota; Dothideomycetes; Pleosporales; Pleosporaceae
Exons: 2
Coding region: 1-558 (185 amino acids)
Biological process (GO): cellular response to oxidative stress; cell redox homeostasis
Cellular component (GO): cytoplasm
Molecular function (GO): thioredoxin peroxidase activity
Source: RefSeq, a predicted model, not a curated record